Rhinocladiella mackenziei CBS 650.93 is the source of this 729-nucleotide messenger RNA. RefSeq lists its product as uncharacterized. Lineage: Eukaryota; Fungi; Ascomycota; Eurotiomycetes; Chaetothyriales; Herpotrichiellaceae. Bases 1 to 729 code for a protein of 242 amino acids. The transcript has 2 exons. The record is from RefSeq and is a predicted model, not a curated record.
AUGCACGGUUGGGGUCUUUUCUUCUUCCUCCUAUUCCUCCUUCUCAUCUUUGCCAUCGUCGGUUGGGUCGUCUACACACAAGUCACUGCACGAAAACGAGGUCUACCCCCUCCGUCGCUGAAAUCAUGGAAAACUUAUGUUCCAUUCCUCCGGUCACAAGGUUCCUCGAAUUACCCGGCCCCACGCCAUGCCUCACCUCUCGAAUGGAUUCGCGACCAAUUCUCCAAGCUCGGCAAUAAGCGCAUGGCCCGGGGAGCCUACGAAGAGGCAGGCGGAGAAUCCGGGUAUGUCGGCGGAAGGGGCGGCGGGAGGAGAGGCAGAGGUGUCGAAGACGAUGCUUGGGACACCAGAGUUGGAAACGAGGAUGCCUAUGGCUCUGGACCAGGCUAUUCCGGAUAUGAAGAACAGGAGCUCGGAUUGGCACCGACACCAGGAUUGCAUGCCGAGCCUUAUAGUGGUGGGAGCGGCGGUGAUUACCUCGGCGCCGGCAGGGGCUACUCAGAUGCUGAUGGACGGGGACGACCAUCGAGUUCGAGAGGCCUGGGCUCAGAGAAUCCCUUCGGUGACCAGAACGAGGCGCCAAGUUUGAGGAGCGUCAGCCCACGACCAGAAGCGGAUAUCCGGGUGCAUACGAAGGGGAACGACAGUCUCGAUACACAGGGAAGCGGGGAUGGGAAUUCCAGUCCAAUCAGCACGAGAAAGAGUGUGUUCAGAGAAGAGAUGAGAUGA